AUGGCUAGUGACACCGCUGCGAACACGAUGAACGAAAAGGUCGACGACGUGAGGGUCGAGGAGGCAUCGUCUUCUCCGAAUGAGCUCUCCGUCUCAGGUCCUCAUCCACACCAUGUAGAGCAUGCGCCGGCCGAGUAUAUCAAUGGCAAACCAUACUGGCAGACAAGCCUCUUUCUGGGUUCCUUCUGGGCCAUCGGGCUCGGUGUCCUUGCCUGUUAUGCUGGCUUUGCCAUGCCUGCAAACACCCUCCCGCUGAUCAACGAAGAUAUUGGUCCCAGCGCUGAUAUCAACUGGGUCUCCCUCUGCUGGACAUUAACCGUUGCUAUUGGCUAUACCCUCGUUGGAAGACUCAGCGAUAUCUUUGGGAGGAGGUACUUCUUUAUUGGAGGUGCCGCCCUGGGUUUGAUUGGAAGUAUCGUGGCCGCCACGGCGAAGACGGUGAACCAAUUAAUCGGCGCGACCGUCUUGAUCGGAUUGGCAGCCUCGUCUCAGAUCUCCUUCACCUAUGUGACGGGCGAGCUCGUCCCGGUCAGACAUCGCUUUAUCGUCAAUGGUUUGGUCAACGCCGUCAACAUGCCAAUUGGUGUCUUCGGCCCUGUGAUCGCCCGUGCAUUUAUACUCCAUACUUCAGCGGGCUGGAGAUGGAACUAUUAUCUCACCAUCAUCUUGAACGCGCUGUCCCUCAUUCUAUGGGCUCUAUUCUACUAUCCCCCUGAUUUCGCCCAUCUCCACCGUGUCCGUUCUCGCUGGCAAGAGAUCAAGAGUAUCGACUAUGUCGGCGUCGUUCUCUUCUCGGGAGGAUUGCUGCUGUUCUUGAUGGGUUUGUCGUGGGGAGGAGGACAAUAUCCAUGGAAAUCCGCACAUGUCAUCGCCACGAUAGUCGUUGGAUUCUUGACCCUGGUGGCCUUUGUCUUAUACGAAAUGUACUCUGGAGUCUACCGGCCCCUGGUGCCGAUGCAUAUCUUCAGGGACUUCCAGUACGAUAUGAUCGUCGUCUUGACGACAGUUGGCGGCAUGAUUUAUUAUUCCAUGACUGUGAUUUACCCCGUCAGUCUCGGCGUCUUCUUUUCGAGUGACCCGAUGACGGUUGGCUGGCUUUCCUGCGCCGUGGGCGGCGGGACACUGGCCGGACAAGUCAUUGGCGGCCUGCUCGCGAUGCGUAUCGGCUACAUCAAGUACCAGAUGAUCUUUACGACACUAUUUAUGGCAGCGUUUAUCGGUGGAUUGGCGGCGCAGACGAAAGAUACCCAAGCCCUAUCGAGUGCCUUUGCAACUCUCGGAUCCUUUGGUGUCGGAUACAUCGAGAUCCUCGCGGCCACGGCGGCAACAUUCGUGAUCAAGGACCAGAAACAGAUGGGCACGCCCAACGGCAUCUUUGGCAGCAUCCGGAGUGCGGGUGGCGUCCUCGCAACAACCAUAUACCUGACGAUCCUGACAAACCGCAUGGCGACCAACACGACGAACAUCGUUGUUCCUGCGGUCCUCGAGGCCGGACUCCCACAAUCGUCUCUCGAGCAGUUCUUGACAGCGCUGAACAGCGGGAUUGCUGCAGCAAUUGCCGCCGUGCCGGGGGUCACCGAGAGGAUCAUCGUCGCCGGCUCAAGCGCAUUGCUCGAGUCAUAUACGGACGCGUUUCAAAAGGUGUUCCUGGCCAGCAUCGCAUUUGGCGUGCUCUCGGUGAUGGCCGCGGUAGCGAUCAGGCCGUUCACCAAAGAGGAGCUCGCAGGGACCAUUAUCUUUCAUUUGGGCGAGAACAAAACGCAUCCACCGGCGGCUGGGGUCGUGGAGUCUCAGGAGGAUGAGAAUGAGGCGCCUCUUGAUUAA
Messenger RNA from Fonsecaea nubica, 1824 nucleotides. RefSeq lists its product as hypothetical. NCBI's taxonomy places the organism in Eukaryota, Fungi, Ascomycota, Eurotiomycetes, Chaetothyriales, Herpotrichiellaceae. Bases 1 to 1824 code for a protein of 607 amino acids. Gene Ontology annotation, biological process: transmembrane transport. The transcript has 6 exons. Gene Ontology annotation, cellular component: membrane. The record is from RefSeq and is a predicted model, not a curated record. Gene Ontology annotation, molecular function: transmembrane transporter activity.